CGGUGAGCUUACCGUCUAUUCAUUCCCUCCUGAAACGCCAUGAAAGUGGCUUCGAAGCUCAUCGUCCUCGUCGCCGACGACGAAGGCUUCGGCGCCUCCCUCGCCGGAGCUCUGCGAUCGAGCCCUGGUUCUAAUCUAACUCGAUCAGAGGCAACCCCUUUCGAGGUCUCUCUGGAGAACUAUGGCAUCAUGGAGCGCAAAGCUAGCGGUGAUUUAGUUCAAUUCCUCGAUCCUCAUGGAUCGCCGCAGGUGUCUAUACUGCUUUUGCCAAAUUAUGAACCUCCUGUGGCUGCAUGUGCCAUCAGAGAAAUUCUGGCAACAAUUGUUUCAGACAAAUCUUCCGAACCACCUACAUUAAUUGUUCCUUAUGUUGCAAAGACAGUUAAGCAUAACUAUGAAGUGAGAAUCCAAACACCAUUUGAACAGGAAGGAAAAGUUUAUGGUGCUGAGGUUGGUGUGUCGACUGAAUUUACUAAGGUCAUGCUUGCUGCAACUGCUCGGCCUCCUCCAUCACUACAGAUUCAUUGUGAAGCCUUGGCCUGCUUGCUGCAUAUGGUUCGCGUGUUGAAGCUGCCCGCAUUUGUUCUUAUUGCGGCUAGUAGCCAAAAUCAGACCAGGAGGUCCGCAGAUUACGUGCCCGAGGCUUUAUUUUCCGUCGGACAAUUCUUGGCUGACCAUUGCGGGUUGUACAUCUCCAAAGACGAGAUCCAGUGGAAGCCGAGUGCACAGUCACAUAAACCAGCCGAAGAACCAUGGCGUGCUUUAUAUGGAUGAACAAUCAGACAGUUCUGAAGCAUCAGAGUCUUAAGUUACAUCAUGUUUAACCAGAUGGUGAAAGAAAUUCGCAAAGAAACUCUCGAUACGCAUGCAUCUAUAUGGACUAAUCCGAUUCUUGGCUGCGUCCGAGUCACGUUUUGUCGGGUGCUUUUGAACUUCUUGUUGCCAAUAUAGCAUGCAGAGACUAUAAUCUUUUUGGAGCAGAUAAACCUUUCUCCAGUAGUGGAUUUUGAUGUUAUUGAUUGUGACCUUGGAAUGUAUAUCCUGGUGUUGCUUCAUAAACUCUAGACAGUCACAAGGGAAUAAUUAUUGGUUAUGUUUGCGUUGGAGAGAGGAUAUAAUUAUUCUGGAUUAUACCAAACAAUAUCAGUAAAACACAAAAUUCAAUUUUCUAUGAUGGGGCACUUUUUUAA
This is a messenger RNA of Dioscorea cayenensis subsp. rotundata (Guinea yam), 1190 nucleotides long. RefSeq lists its product as uncharacterized. The record is from RefSeq and is a predicted model, not a curated record. NCBI's taxonomy places the organism in Eukaryota, Viridiplantae, Streptophyta, Magnoliopsida, Dioscoreales, Dioscoreaceae. Bases 40 to 774 code for a protein of 244 amino acids. The transcript has 4 exons.